AUGCUUCUCACUCGUUUAUGGCCUCUACUAUGGCUAGGCCAUGUUCUGGCAUUGGUGGUGGUGGAUUCUUCAAUUGCAUCAGCUUGUGUGUACUAUAUGAAAGGGUUUGACUGGGGCUGCAACUCUACUGGCCAGGGCCAUAUGGCUUAUAUGUGCCGGUGUGGGAACGUGGAUUGGCUUGGGUCUAUCACAAAUUGCAUUUAUGGUCAGACAGACGACCAGGGAAAGAUAGACCAUGCUUUGGAACAUAUGGUGACGAGGUGCUGGCAAAAGGGCCAUUUUCGGUAUACGGUGGAUGAAAUGAAGGCAUGGAAGAGGAACGCUACGGAGCACCUCCAGCCUGCUACCGAGAAGAAUAAGGAUGAAAGAACGUACCAUCCGUUGUCGAUCAACGAAACGGAUUUUCAGGUUUAUAUGCGUUCUUUUGAUGAGAUAAACCAUCAUGUGUUUAAAUCUCAAUGGCUUGGCUGGGGCCUUUUAUGGUACUGGGUGUUUGUCAUUGGAGUGCUUUCGGUGUUUCACCUUCUGAAAACGUACCUCGGCUUGGAAUUGUGUCCAAGAACGGUUUCUCAAGUAUUGACGAAAUACCUUACGCCAAUACGCUUAUGGGGCUACACUUUUGGCGAUAUACUUAUCAUGGGUCUCUUUUUGGUGUUUACUGUAUUGGCUACGGCGCUUUCAUAUACGGUCCAGUUGCCCAAUGUGUACAUGAACGAUGUGUACUUUUUGACGCUAGACUUGAUUGGGUACCGUUCGGCAAUUAUAUCGUUUUCGUUGCUUCCGGUGGUAUUCAUGUUUGGUCUUAGAAAUAACCCAUUUACAUGGAUGACGGGUCUUCCCAUGGCUGAGUUCAUUAAGUACCAUACCUACGUCGCCAUCAUUAUGUCAAUUGAAGCCCUUAUCCAUUCCGCAGUUUGGACAGAUUUUGCAAUCAACGAUUCGGGCCUACUGGCAUGGGCCAUGGACGACUACUGGAGAUGGGGAGUCGUUGGAACGGUACUUAUAUUCCUCAUGAUAGGCCAGAGUUUCCAGCCGGUUAGAAACUUCAUGUAUGAGACCUUUUUGGUUAUUCACAAGGUCUUUGCAUGGUUAUUUAUUGUCUCCAUGUGGUAUCACUGUAUCAUCUUGGGCUGGAUGGGCUGGGUGUAUGCCAUGAUUGCGCUUACUGUCUAUGACCGUGUGAUGAGAUGGAGCAAGAUGUUCAUCCUUAAUCGUGGCCUUACGGAGCUUUGCAUUAACGUUAUUGAUGAGAAGACACUAGAGCUUGUUUUCCCCAAACCACUCGCUUACGAUAUGGCCUACAAACCUGGAAGUACUGUUUACGUGACGUUUUUCCAUACCAAGAUCUGGAGCCAGUGCUUGCAAUCGCAUCCCUUUUCUAUUGUUUCCUCGCCAACUACAUCGCCAGAGGUUUUGAAAAUGUAUGUCAGAGUCAGAAAGGGAGCCACCAAAAGCUUGCUUCGUCUUCCUACAGACGAAAAGGGGAAAAUCUGGUUAUGGUGUCUUUUAGAUGGUCCUUAUGGCGGCAAGACUAUCAAGCAUAAGGAGAAUGAUGAUCGACUUUUCAUUGCUGGCGGUCUUGGUGUUUGCAGUGUGCUUCCGUUCUUAUUCAACGAUCCAAAAGGAGCCAAACUCCAAUGGGUUGUCAACGGAAUGAGGGAGAUUGCUUGGAUGCGCAGGGAUAUAAGGUACCUUCGAGAGAGAGGAGCUGAAGUGGAGGUUUUCGUUCGUGAAGCAAACACAGAAGAGCACAAGCUUGAUGAUGAGAAGAUGCAGUUUAUUAAGUUAAUCGACAGCAGACCUGACGUUGGUGAAUGGGUCGCUCAACGAGCUGAAGCUGCCAGGUCAAGCUCCAAAUCAGACUUGUACGUUUAUUCUUGUGGACCAGGCGUCAUGGACGAGCAGAUCAGAAAUAGUUGCAUGAACCAGAUCAAGGUUGGUCUGGGAUUCAGUGUCCACCACAGGUCUAUGAACUACCAGUGGUGA
Candidozyma haemuli is the source of this 1986-nucleotide messenger RNA. Its product is annotated as ferric reductase family protein. Bases 1 to 1986 code for a protein of 661 amino acids. Gene Ontology annotation, cellular component: plasma membrane. NCBI's taxonomy places the organism in Eukaryota, Fungi, Ascomycota, Pichiomycetes, Serinales, Metschnikowiaceae. The record is from RefSeq and is a predicted model, not a curated record. The transcript has a single exon. Gene Ontology annotation, molecular function: ferric-chelate reductase activity. Gene Ontology annotation, biological process: intracellular iron ion homeostasis; iron ion transport; copper ion import.